Molecule: messenger RNA, 789 nt
Organism: Peronospora belbahrii
Lineage: Eukaryota; Oomycota; Peronosporomycetes; Peronosporales; Peronosporaceae
Source: the annotation of a GenBank genome assembly
AUGGCAGAGGUCUCAAGUAACGACCGAGCCCAAAGCCCUGGAAAGCUAGUACAGCAGCUUGUAGCAGAUACAGCCGCUGCUAUGGCUGCAUCGCUUGGCGUUGCGCCCUUCAUCACCAUCGUGGACCGCGCUAUCAUCGAGAACGCUAGCGGUGCCCGUCCGCUUGGUCGUGGCAUGAAGGAGCUUAGUAUCGAAUUUCUUAAGAACCCGCUACGCUUUGUUGGCAAGCGUGAAUUUCACCUCAUCUUUGGCCUCUACACAGCUACUUACAUGGCUGCCAACGCCGUUGAUUCCGUAUGCGAGUACAUUGAAACGGACAAUCAGAUGCCCAAGUUCAUUGGCACUACAGCCGUGAAUAUGUCGAUCUGCAUUGCCAAAGAUCGCGCCUUUGCGCGUAUGUUUGGCGUCAUUGCGCCUGCAGCCUUCCCAUUGACUUCCAUCGGUCUAUUCGCUCUACGUGACUCCAUGACCUGUGCGGCGUCGUUCAAUGCCCCCAAGGUACUGGCCAAGAAAUUUGAAGACAAGAAUCUUAUGGAAAAGUCCAGCGCCGGCACUUUUGCACAACUCAUUUGUCCCGCAGCCGUGCAGUUCUUUUCCACGCCACUGCAUCUGCUGGGACUUGACCUCUACAACAACAAAAGCCACGUCAUGACCCAGCGCGUGACAUUUGUCAAGCGCGAAUAUGUGAAGUCGGUCCUUGCUCGUAUCGGUCGAAUUGGACCUGCCUUUGGUAUCGGCGGUGUGGGCAACACUUACUUCCGCAAUACACUUCGUGCGAAGCUGGACUAG